AAAACAAAAAAAAACUCAACGAUAAAAGCAAUAACAUUCUCCUUGUUAUAAUCGCCUUCCUUCCUUUCUUCCUUCCUUCCGUCCCAAGGAAUUUCGGAAAAUUUGACAUUGAACCAGCUUGCAGGUUCAGUCGACUCGGUGACUCUAACUUGAAAUCAUAAUAACCCAACUCUCAAAAAUCUUCCCCAUUUCCUCCAAAUCAAAUCAAUCAUGCUAAUUCAACAAUUCAAGUCACCAAAUUUCUUGAUCUUCACUUCAAAUGCCACAACACCUUUUCACAAUCACAACAACAAGAAUAACAUGUUACAUUUUUCAAUGAGAAACAACAAUAAUGAUACUAUAAUUACAUCUAAUAUCGAUGUUUCGUUGAAAACCAACAAUAAUAAUAAUCUUGAUGAUGAAAACCCAAAUCCAUCCUUGUUAAUGUCAUCUUCAUCUAAAACGACGCCGUAUCCAGGUGGUAUGGGUCCGUUUACUGGUAGAGAUCCGAAUGUUAAGAAACCCGGUUGGCUUAGACAAAAAGCCCCACAAGGCGAAAAGUAUCAGCAAGUUAAAGAAUCCUUGUCUAGAUUGAAAUUGAACACUGUUUGUGAAGAAGCUCAAUGUCCUAAUAUUGGGGAGUGUUGGAAUGGAGGUGGAGACGGCAUUGCAACUGCUACCAUCAUGCUUCUUGGUGAUACUUGCACCAGAGGAUGUCGAUUUUGUGCUGUCAAAACUAGUAAAAACCCUGCACCACCAGAUCCUAUGGAACCGCAAAACACUGCUGAAGCCAUUGUUAGUUGGGGUGUAGAUUACAUUGUUUUAACGAGUGUGGACCGGGAUGAUUUACCAGAUGGUGGGAGUGGUCAUUUUACUGAAACUGUCAAAGCAAUGAAGAUAAGCAGGCCUGAGAUAAUGGUGGAAUGCUUGACUUCUGAUUUUCGGGGUGAUUUAGAAGCUGUAUCAAUGUUAGCGAACUCAGGAUUAGAUGUUUUUGCGCACAAUAUUGAAACAGUUAAACGACUACAACGAAUCGUGAGAGAUCCACGAGCUGGGUAUGAACAGAGUUUAUCGGUCCUGAAACAUGCUAAAGCUAGUAAGGAAGGAAUGAUUACGAAAACUUCGAUAAUGUUGGGACUUGGAGAAUCUGAUGAUGAACUAAAGGAAGCCAUGGCAGAUCUACGUGCCAUUGAUGUCGACAUUCUGACUCUAGGACAAUAUUUGCAGCCAACACCACUGCACCUUACUGUAAAAGAAUAUGUCACACCUGAGAAGUUUGCCUUUUGGAAAGAGUAUGGUGAGUCCAUUGGGUUUCGUUAUGUAGCAAGUGGACCUUUGGUUCGAUCCUCAUAUAGGGCAGGCGAACUAUUCGUUCAAACCAUGGUGAAAGAGAGGACCAAAAGUAGCGUGUGAUUUGUGUUAAGCAACAAUAUAUGCUUCUUUUUAUAAUCAUUCUUUUACAGGGACAAAUUUAUAUUUGAAUUAAGAAUUUUGUUUAUAAUUAAAAUUGUCGAUGAUUAGAUUACAAUCAUUUGAUUUAUGGUAUGAUCCUUUUUUCUUUUGUAACAA
Messenger RNA from Erigeron canadensis, 1548 nucleotides. Its product is annotated as lipoyl synthase, chloroplastic. The transcript is spliced from 7 exons. The coding region runs from base 211 to 1392 and encodes 393 amino acids. Gene Ontology annotation, molecular function: lipoate synthase activity; 4 iron, 4 sulfur cluster binding. NCBI's taxonomy places the organism in Eukaryota, Viridiplantae, Streptophyta, Magnoliopsida, Asterales, Asteraceae. Gene Ontology annotation, biological process: lipoate biosynthetic process. The record is from RefSeq and is a predicted model, not a curated record. Gene Ontology annotation, cellular component: chloroplast; mitochondrion.